Messenger RNA from Orbicella faveolata, 1112 nucleotides. RefSeq lists its product as uncharacterized. Lineage: Eukaryota; Metazoa; Cnidaria; Anthozoa; Scleractinia; Merulinidae. Gene Ontology annotation, cellular component: plasma membrane. The record is from RefSeq and is a predicted model, not a curated record. Gene Ontology annotation, molecular function: protein binding.
CUAAGCAAAUUGGAAAAGCUCAGGACAUUAUAGACAGCCCCAACAGAUCCACUGUCGGUGGAUGUCCUAGAAGUACAUAUUCCUGUGACGCAGGUGACAAAUGUCUACUUCUGAGUUCAUUGUGUGACGGCAUGAAUGAUUGUCAAGAUGGCACAGAUGAGAAAAAUUGCCCUCUCAAUACUGUCUGUGAGUCUAACAAGCUCUCCUGUGACGAAGGUGCGAAAUGCUUACCGCUGACCUGGGUGUGUGACAACAUAAAUGACUGCAAUGACAACAAAGAUGAGCACAACUGCCCUAAUCGGAGGACUGACGAAUCCAUGGCCCAUGCUGCAGAAGAGGCGGCAAUAACCGCUGCCCAGGAAGCCAAACAUGCCGCAGCUGCAGCUCAAGAACUAAUGUUACAAGCCAGAAAAGCCGCUGAAAAAGCCAGCCGCGCAAUGAAAAUUGCCGAAGCGUACAAGGGAAAGAAAGUAACGAAGUCUUCUCAUUUGAGAGAUAAUGUGAAUAAAAUAAUGAACUUGCUUUUAGCCUUUGUGAACUGGACAAAGCGAUGUCCUAGAAGUACAUAUUCCUGUGACGCAGGUGACAAAUGUCUACUUCUGAGUUCAUUGUGUGACGGCAUGAAUGAUUGUCAAGAUGGCACAGAUGAGAAAAAUUGCCCUCUCAAUACUGUCUGUGAGUCUAACAAGCUCUCCUGUGACGAAGGUGCGAAAUGCUUACCGCUGACCUGGGUGUGUGACAACAUAAAUGACUGCAAUGACAACAAAGAUGAGCACAACUGCCCUAAUCGGAGGACUGACGAAUCCAUGGCCCAUGCUGCAGAAGAGGCGGCAAUAACCGCUGCCCAGGAAGCCAAACAUGCCGCAGCUGCAGCUCAAGAACUAAUGUUACAAGCCAGAAAAGCCGCUGAAAAAGCCAGCCGCGCAAUGAAAAUUGCCGAAGCGUACAAGGGAAAGAAAGUGUAACAAGAUAUAAUAACAUCAAAUGUUCUCUACUUUUUUAACUGGCUUAGCACCAAUGCACUUGCCUCAUUUACAUGUAAAAUAGAACGAAGUCUUCUCAUUUGAGAGAUAAUGUGAAUAAAAUAAUGAACUUGCUUUUAGCCUUUGUGA